Molecule: messenger RNA, 2307 nt
Organism: Pocillopora damicornis (cauliflower coral)
Lineage: Eukaryota; Metazoa; Cnidaria; Anthozoa; Scleractinia; Pocilloporidae
Source: RefSeq, a predicted model, not a curated record
UUCAAGCAAUGCCGGCGGAAGCGGGUAUUUUAACCGUUCGAUAUCGAAAAGGACUUCGAUGUCGACUGACGGAGUUCUGCUUUAGGCGAGCACAGUGUAAUAGGAGACAACAUAAUAAAAUUAAUUCGAGGAUAUUAAUGAAUAUUUUUGGAAAGAUGAAUUUGACGACUUGAAGUUUUGAAACUCCACUUUCCGUGUCAAAGACUUGGCCGAACAAGAGAAGUUUUCUAGGCAGUUGUUAUUGCCUCUUAGAGAUGCGAAUGUUCCUACGGAUUUCUAGAUUAAAGAAAUUACUUACGAGAAAUCUUGUUUCUAAUUUCACGCUGGAAUGAAUUUUCAAUUAAUUAUCAAUUGGGUUACUCAAAAUGAAUACAUAAUCUCGACAAGAAGAAAAGGAAUCAUCUUCUCAGAGAUGUUUUUGCAUUGGAGUCUGAAUUACCUUGAUGAUAGAUUUUUUUUUCAAAUCGCUGUUGGCUUUCAGUUUCGAAGCUGCAAAUUGCUAGAGCAAAGAUUCCAUACACUUAACGACAGAAGCUAACAAAGCUCUUAAAGCUGAGAUAAAGUGAUUUGGACAAGCCAUUGUUUUCUCUUUGUAAUUAACUCUGUUGUUUACGAAGCGUCUUCACGAUUUGCAAACAUAACUGACUGAAAGCAAAAGAGUUAUGACGACCGAACACGAACAUCAGCGGGAAGAGGCGAGAAAUCCCUCACGUUUCGAUGAUGGUGAAGAAAUUCACCUCUAUUUGAAGAAAACACCAGUUUUGACAUUCUCAUCUGGUCCGGCGAUUGAAUCUUCAACCAGUAACUCUAAAGUGCCUGAAGAUCCGGCCAGUCUAGAGAAAAUGUAUACAGAAAGCGGCCACAAUCACAAACAAACAAACUGGUUCUCGAUCGACAAGAACUUUGGAAAAAGUGAGUUGGAAAAGGAACGGGUUAAGAAUUUCAAACUUGAAGGAUUCACAAGCGACACAGAACUUUUACUCUUGCCACAAAGCUCUCCCGCAAGUGGAAGAGAUCAUAAAAUGUUUCUAAGAAGCUUAUCACAAAGUUCGGCGGCCGAAACGAACGAAUCUUCCCCCAGCCAAAAACGACGACUUUCAGAUCCCACAGUCUCUGGAAAGAAAAACCCACACAAAAAUUUCGAAAGACAGGGAAGUUUGAAGAAGUUGCGUCCCAAACUGAAACGAAAGGCAGUGUCGCCCUUGCAUCUAUUUAGCAAAGCGGCCGCUUCCAAUACAAGCUCUAAACAUAUAAAUUCUAAUCCUGACGUGGUUCAAAACAAGAUGACUAAAGGUGACCCAGGAAAGAAAGCCCGUCUGGCCAAAAGGCUGUAUCCUUCCUUCAGCAAAGCGUACGAACAUUUAGCCCUAAAGGAAAGACGAGGAUCGGAUCCAACUGGUGUGCCGAGCAAAGAAGAAGAGAUAAGUUCUGUAAAUGAAUACGAAACAAUAAUUAACGACUUCUCAAACCAGAUUCAAGACCUGGCUUUCAAUCUGGAAAACCUAACCACCUCAGAUGCUAUGACCAAUUUCGCAUUAUCCGAUCGUCACAUCAAGACAAAUCGACUCCGCGGGGACUCAGACGGCAAAGAGAAUAGCAAGGGUGACUUUUUCAAACCAGAUGAUUUUCACUUGCAGGGAAUUUUGGAGGGGGUCUUGAGGUCACAUCUGUUAACCAUGGAUGAUUACUCUCCGACAAGCUGCGAUCGAGCGAGUAGAAGUAUAAGUAAGAUAAUUACUCGACUUUGUGGUAGCAGCGAUGGCGAGAAGCAAACGAGCGGAGGCGGCCAGCGGAAAAUAGCUUGCCUCGUAUACAUUGGAGCUGUGAGAGAUGGUGGAAUACAAAUGGCAGCUCAAGCACUGUGGACCCCAGAUGAGGACACUUUUGCUGCAGCUAGUUUUAGAAAUGACUCACUCUAUGGAUUAGCGGUUGUUAUAACGACACCCAAUUUUUGAUUCGUUAGAAAGAAACAAUUAUUUUUCACCUCGGGAAAGCCUCACAAAACGAUCCGUCCUCGACUAUCAUCUCGAUGCUAUGAUACAUAUUCAAACUAAUUUAAAUUUGUCAGGGCUUUUUUCAGGGCAAAAUUCUGUCGCUAAAAAAGAACAAAUAUAUGCACGAAAAAUCUCGAUAUCACGUGAAGUGAGCUGUUGACCCGAUCGCGACGUCGGAACGUGUCGUCAGGCCCCUCGAACCUAAAUUAAGCGAUGACACAGUCUUUAAGUCACAUUGUUCUUCUUCGCAGUUAUCACACCCAACUGAAACAUCCAAGGGUUCGAGAACAAGUAAAAGUAUUCUUUUUUAUCU